AUGCCUCGCCGUGCAACCUCGCCGGCCCAAUCGGAACCGGAGCUUGACAUCCUAGGCUCUUUGUAUCCCGGCGACGAAGAACCGACCAAGACGGCCACUGGCGAGCUAGACAUUGACGCCAUCCUGCAUGCGCCCGACGCAGCAAAUGAUGACGAUGACGAGGCUUUCAUCGGCCUGCAGCAGGCGGCCUCGUACCGCAAGGCCUCCAACUUGAAGGGUCGCACGGUGAAAAAGGGCGGAGGCUUCCAGGCCAUGGGUCUCAAUUCCAACCUGCUCAAGGCCAUCACGCGCAAGGGCUUCUCGGUUCCGACGCCGAUCCAGAGGAAAACGAUACCACUCGUUCUCCAGAGAAAAGAUGUCGUCGGCAUGGCCAGGACGGGUUCCGGAAAGACGGCUGCGUUCGUGAUCCCAAUGGUCGAGAGACUCCGCGCCCAUAGCGCCCGGUUCGGCUGUCGGGCGCUCAUCCUCUCCCCUUCGCGCGAACUGGCUAUCCAGACCCUCAAGGUUGUCAAGGAGCUGGCCAAGGGCACAGAUCUCAAGGCUGUGCUCCUCGUGGGCGGUGAUAGUCUGGAGGAGCAGUUUGGCUUCAUGACUGCAAACCCAGACAUUGUCAUUGCCACUCCUGGUCGUUUCCUGCAUCUCAAAGUCGAGAUGGGGUUGAAUCUCUCCUCGAUUCAAUACGCCGUAUUUGACGAAGCCGAUCGCCUAUUCGAGAUGGGUUUUGCCGCCCAACUAACCGAGAUUCUCCACGCCCUGCCUCCUUCGAGGCAAACCUUGUUGUUCUCCGCCACCUUGCCCGCCUCUUUGGUCGAAUUCGCCCGUGCAGGCCUGCAGGACCCGAGUCUUGUUCGCCUUGACGCCGAGACUAAGGUGUCUCCUGAUUUGGAGAGCGCCUUCUUCUCGGUUAAGGGCGAGGAAAAGGAGGGCUCCCUGCUACAUAUUCUCCACGAUGUUAUCAAGCCAUCCAAGAAACGGAAACGAGGACCAGGCUCGGCGAGCGGCAAGCCGACGGAGCGUUCGACCAUCAUCUUUACGGCCACAAAGCACCACGUCGAGUACUUGGCCAAUGUAUUGCAGCACGCAGGCUUCGCCACUUCUCAUGUCUACGGCUCUCUUGAUCAAACUGCUCGACGAAUUCAGGUCGAAGACUUCCGGAAAGGGCAGACAAACAUCUUAGUGGUCACUGACGUCGCCGCCAGAGGUAUAGAUAUCCCUAUUCUAGCCAAUGUCAUCAACUACGACUUCCCCCCUCAGCCCAAAAUCUUUGUCCACCGCGUGGGCCGAACAGCCAGAGCGGGCCAAAGGGGCUGGAGCUACAGCCUCGUCCGGGACAUAGAUGCACCCUACCUUCUCGAUCUGCAACUGUUUCUUGGCAAGAGGCUAGUCGUCGGCCAGGAUGACGGCUCCGCUUCGUAUUCCAGCGAUGUGGUUGUCGGGGCCUUGAAGCGAGAUUCCGUAGAGUCUCACGUCGAGUGGAUGAACAAAACCCUCGACGAGGUCGAGGACCUCAACGCCCUACGUCGAGUCGCGGGCAAGGCCGAAAAGUUGUACAUGAAGACGCGCAACUCAGCAUCAAGCCAGAGUGCCAAGCGGGCGCGCGAGGUCGUGGCAUCAAAUGGCUGGAUGCAGCUGCACCAACUGUUUGGCGAAGACGUAGACGGCACAGAGCAGGCACGGGCGGCGAUGCUCGCGAAAAUCAGUGGCUACAAGCCCCAAGAGACAAUCUUCGAGGUUGGCCACGCAGACAAAAGCACUUCCGAGGCGGCCGAAGUUAUGAAACAGUUACGGAAGAGAAUCACGCCGAGGAAUAGGCAGGCCGUGAAGACGGAAGAGGUGAGGGGUGACGACGAGCUCGAGAAUGACGAUGGCGGGCUUCAGAUGGACAUCGACAUGGCCGAUGAGUCGGGCGAGGAAGAGAUGGCAGAAGAAACGAUGCUCAGCAAUGACGAAGACGACCUAGAGGUGACCAUCUCGGACGCGACGAGCAAGAAAAAGGGCAAUCAGGACUGGCGCGACUCGCAAAUGUUCAUGUCGUAUACGCCGCGGACGACCAACGCAGCCGAGGAGCGCGGCUACGGCGUGCACUCUGGCGGGCGGGGCUCGAGCUUCGUCGAGGCGGCGCGUGAUGCCACCAUGGACCUCGGUGACGACGAGACGGCCAAGGCCUUUGGGCAGCCGACGCGGGCCAAGAUGCGGUGGGAUGCUAAGGGCAAAAAGUACGUGUCGCGCGAGAACGACGAGGACGGGUCGCGCGGCGCGCGCAUGAUUGUCGGCGAGAGCGGCGUCAAGAUUGCCGCCAGUUUCCAGAGCGGCCGCUUCGACAAGUGGCGCCGCGCCCAGCGCGUCGGCCGCCUGCCGCACGUCGGCGAGGCGGAGCGGCCCGGCGCGCAAGGCGGCGGCGGCGGCGGACUUCCCUCGGGCCGGCGCUUCAAGCACACGCAGGAAAAGGCGCCCAAGGAGGCAGACAAGUACCGCGACGACUUUCGCGUGCGCAAAAAACGCGUCGACGAGGCGCGCGAGAAGCGCGUGGGCAGGUUCAAGGACGGCAUGGGCAGCAAGAAGGAGCUCAAGGGCAUCCACGACAUCAGAAAGGCGAGGCAGGAAAAGGAGCGGCGCCAGGCCCAGAACGCCAGGCCGCCCAAGAGGAAGUAG
Molecule: messenger RNA, 2652 nt
Organism: Hirsutella rhossiliensis
Lineage: Eukaryota; Fungi; Ascomycota; Sordariomycetes; Hypocreales; Ophiocordycipitaceae
Product: DEAD/DEAH box helicase domain-containing protein
Exons: 3
Coding region: 1-2652 (883 amino acids)
Cellular component (GO): nucleus
Molecular function (GO): RNA binding; RNA helicase activity; ATP binding
Source: RefSeq, a predicted model, not a curated record